AUGGCCGCCUCGCUGAAUGCGGGGUUCAACACUCCUCUGGGCAACAUUAACUUCGGCCUCUCGCAGUCGUCCUCGAACGCCAACAGCAUCGGCCUCGGCGGCGGAGGUGGGGGUGGCGUCGGGGGUGGCUUCGGUGGCUCCACCGCGGGCGCUAACGCUGGGGCCGGCGGCGCCAGUGCCGGCGGUCAAGGCGCCGGAGGAGGUUUCGGCGGCCAGGGCUUCGGUGGCCAAGGUUUCGGUGGCCAAGGCUUCGGCGGCCAAGGUUUCGGCGGCCAAGGUUUCGGCGGCCAAGGUUUCGGCGGACAAGGUUUCGGCGGACAAGGUUUCGGCGGCCAAGGUUUCGGCGGCCAAGGUUUCGGCGGCCAGGGCGGUUUUGGAGGCUCUCGCCCCGGUGGCUUCGGCGGCCCCGGAGGGUUUGGAGGUUCUCGCCCUGGCGGCUUCGGCGGUCCUGGCGGCUUCGGCGGCCAAGGGAUCGGACAAAGUCAUGGACAGCGACACAAGCGGCAGUUCGGGUUCUCUGGGAGCAGCGCCAACGCGCAGUCGCACUCUGGUUCCGGCGGAUUUUUUGGUGGAGGCCUAGGUGGCCUCGGUGCUAGUGGAGCUAACGCAGGGGCCAGCAGCUUCGGCAGCGGCUUCGGCGGUCUCGGCGGCAACCUCGGUGGAGGCCUCGCUUCUAGUGGCGCUAACGCAGGGGCCAGCAGCUUCGGCGGCGGCUUCGGCGGCCUCGGUGGAGGCCUUGGUGCCAGCGGAGCGAACGCAGGAGCCAGCAGCUUCGGCGGCGGCCUCGGUGGCCUCGGCGGCUUUGGUGGCCUCGGUGGCUUCGGUGGAUUUGGCGGCCUUGGCGGCCUUGCAGGCCUCGGCAGCGGCCUUGGAGUGAGCGGGGCGAACGCAGGGGCCGGCAGCUUCGGUGCUGGUGGCACACAUCACGGCGUCGGCGGAGGCCUCAGCGCGUCUCAGGCCGCGUCCCAUGCCGCGUCCGGUGCUGGUGGCGUUGGUGUAGGCCCCACCGUCGGCGGCGGCCUCAGCGGAUCCCAGGCCUCUGCCAACGCCGGGUCCAUUGGCGGCGGCAUUGGAGGUGGCGCAGGUGGCGCCGGAGGCCUCAGUGGAUCCCUAGCGAAUGCCCAGUCUGGUGCCGGUAGCAUCGGCGGCGGUGUCGGGUUAGGGGGUGGGGUAAGCGGAUCUCAAGCAGCUGCCAACGCUGGGUCCAUUGGCGGUGGCAUCGGAGGAGGACACGGAUUCGGCGGCGGUCUAAGUGGAUCUCAAGCCUCUGCCAACGCUGGGUCCAUUGGCGGCGGUAUCGGAGGUGGUGCUGGUGGUGCAGGAGGCCUCAGCGGUUCUCUGGCCAAUGCCCAGUCUGGUGCCGGCAGCAUCGGGGGUGGUGUUGGUUUAGGGGGUGGCGUUACCGGAUCGCAGGCCGCUGCCAACGCUGGAUCCCUUGGCGGUGGUAUCGGAGGUGGACACGGAUUCGGUGGGGGACUCAGCGGAUCUCAAGCCUCUGCUAACGCUGGUUCCAUUGGCGGCGGCAUUGGAGGCGGUGCUGGUGGUGCAGGAGGCCUCAGCGGUUCCCUGGCCAACGCCCAGUCAGGUGCCGGCAGCAUCGGGGGUGGAGUUGGUUUAGGGGGCGGUGUUAGUGGAUCGCAGGCCGCUGCCAACGCGGGAUCCCUUAGCGGGGGUUUCGGGGGCGGACAAGGAUUCGGCGGCGGCCUCAGCGGAUCUCAGGCCUCAGCUAACGCAGGAUCCUUAAGUGGUGGUUUCGGGGGUGGACACGGUUUCGGCGGCGGCCUCAGUGGAUCUCAGGCCUCUGCCAACGCUGGAUCCCUAAGCGGCGGAUUUGGAGGCGGCCACGGUUUCGGCGGCGGCCUCAGCGGAUCCCAGGCCUCUGCCAGCGCUGGAUCUGUAGCGGGUGGUGCCGGCUUUGGUCGGUAA
Thrips palmi is the source of this 1926-nucleotide messenger RNA. Its product is annotated as glycine-rich cell wall structural protein 1-like. The transcript is spliced from 4 exons. The record is from RefSeq and is a predicted model, not a curated record. Lineage: Eukaryota; Metazoa; Arthropoda; Insecta; Thysanoptera; Thripidae. The coding region runs from base 1 to 1926 and encodes 641 amino acids.